This is a messenger RNA of Xiphophorus maculatus (southern platyfish), 4417 nucleotides long. It is a transcript of the gene faxca, whose product is annotated as failed axon connections homolog. Gene Ontology annotation, cellular component: cytoplasm. The record is from RefSeq and is a predicted model, not a curated record. Bases 271 to 1512 code for a protein of 413 amino acids. Lineage: Eukaryota; Metazoa; Chordata; Actinopteri; Cyprinodontiformes; Poeciliidae. The transcript is spliced from 6 exons.
UUUUGAAAAAAUACAACCGGAAAUCGCCUGUCAGCUGGUCCGCCUUGACAGAAUGUAGAGAAGAAGACGGGGGGGUCAAAUCAGAAAGCUCAGGACGGGCUUCAGAGUAUGUCCUCCCCGGUAGCUGGAGGAUAAACCCCGAACGGGAUGCUUGUGUCCCCCCGGCUCUUCCCGCUGUUCUGCCCCCGCCUCGGUCGGGACCCAUGAAGCCCCCGCCGAUGCAGACCCGACCUGCCAAAGCGAGGCGGAAAGCUGCGGGGGACACCGAGCAUGUACUGGCGCGUCGUCGGCUUCGCCUGGACGGGGUCGUGUGUGGUUGAUCUCGGCCGGAACCGGAGCUUCGAUGAGCAGCUGUCGCUCUACGGGUACAUCGUCGCCCACCCUCUGCAGGACCACGGCGGGAUGAUGUCGGCGCUGGGCUCGGACUCGUGGUGGAGGAAGACUCUGUAUGUGACCGGAGGCGCCCUGCUGGCUGCCGCUGCCUAUCUGCUGCACGAACUGCUGACCAUCAGAAAAGAAGAGGAGCUGGACUCUAAAGAUGCCAUCAUCCUCCACCAGUUCUCCCGGCCCAAAUCCGGGGCCCCUUCCCUCUCCCCCUUCUGCCUUAAACUGGAGACCUACCUCCGUAUGGCCGACCUGCCCUACCAGAACUACUUUGACGGGAGGCUGUCGCCGCAGGGAAAGAUGCCGUGGAUCGAGUACAACCAGGAGCAGGUCUACGGCACCGAGUUCAUCGUCGAGUUUCUGGAGGAGAGGCUGGGCGUGAGCCUGAACAAGAGCCUGACGCCGCACGAGAGGGCCUUGUCUCGCGCCAUCACCAAAAUGGUGGAAGAACACUUUUACUGGACUAUGGCUUACUGCCAGUGGGUGGACAACCUGGAGGAGACUCAGAAGAUGCUGUCGGUGAGCGGACCAUUGAGCGACCUGCUCAAGUGGAUCCUGAGUCACCUGACUGGCGGGAUCGUUAAGAGGGAAAUGUACGGCCACGGGAUUGGACGGUUCUCUAAGGAGGAGGUCUACAGCCUCAUGGAGAAGGACAUGCGAACCUUGGCCACCUUGCUAGGUGAUAAGAAGUACAUCAUGGGCUCCAAGCUUUCAGCAAUAGAUGCUACAGUGUUUGGCCACCUGGCUCCGGCCAUGUGGACUCUACCAGGAUCCCGACCGGAGCAGCUCAUCAAAGGCGAGCUCAUCAACCUGGCCAUGUACUGUGAGCGCAUCCGCCGGCGCUUCUGGCCCGAGUGGUUCGUGGACCUGGAGGACUUCCGCUACGACCUGGCCACUGAGCUCAGUGACACGCCAUCCAAGCUCCCAGACCUGGGCCUCUACUCUCGCACAGACACUUCCCAGGAGACGAUUUACUCGCACACUUCUCCGCUUUCCCACCUCUCCCACCUUUCGCACACUCCCACUCCACAGGAGCCCCCAUCGCCCGUCAGCGACCCCACGGGCCACUCUCUCUACGACUCCGACAUGGACACCGAGUGCUCUGAAAUAGACCAGCUCAAGUGUUGACAAAACACGACACACACCCAUAGAUACGCACACCCACAGGGGGGAGCUAGAGCUCACCUACCUCUUUGAACAUUUAAUAGCUGAAGAUUCCUUGUGUUGGUACAGAUAUACAGAGCAGAAAGAGGUGUCCCUGCAAAUCUCCAGUGGAGGAAGAAAGUAGCCAACAAAAAAAGCAACAGGUUGCAAAGUUAAAAGGAGUAAAUGACGCGGCUGCUGCUGAUAGACUCCUCCAGGUUCUCCACGUCGUCGGCAGGCAAAACCCUUUUACAUACUUGGCAUCUUGGUGAUCAUGGCAGCUACAUGUGCGCGCGCCCACUGUUUUUCCUCGUAGCAACGUGCGCCACCAUUCAGCCGCGUGCGGAUUUUCCACUGACUGGUCCUUGAACGCCUCUCGGUGAAGUUACGUCAACACCUGCAGCUACGCCAGACUGAAUCCAAGCCGUUCAGUGUAAAUAUUUCUAGGAAUCAAAGUAAAUUAAUGGAUAGGAUACGGAAUUAUAUUAUGCAUAUAAAGUGUGUAGAUAAUCUGAAAACCGAAACUUAUGUCCUUUGUUAUAUAAUGUAAAUAUUGUUAGUGUUUCUCCUUUAAAGUCCAGUUUAUGGUGGUCCUCGAUCAGCAAGAAGACCCCUGAAAACUUCUGUCCUGUGUCCCAUCUGCUUUCGCUACAUGGAUCGAAGUAAUACCUGCAGUCACAUCUAGAAGUGUAGAAUGUAUCCAACAUAGGAAUUUAAAAUCUGUGCAAAUGCCAUCUAUCGCUUCUGUACAUCUUGUUUCCAAAGAGCCAGACUGACUUAUUAUUUUUCAAAGUGGUUUCGAUCAAUGCCUGACAAAUCAGUUUCCUUUCAAAGGUUGCUAAGCCACUUAACUUUGUGCUAUGCUUCAUUAAGGCAUAAAACAAACAAUGUUCAGGAUUUACACACAGGCUUAAAAUUUAUUAAACUUAUUUUUACUUAUUUUAGGACUUUUGCUGCAUGUCUUUGCCUUUCUCAGUCUGCCCACUUGUUGUCUGGUGACUGUCAAUAAAGGCCUCUGGUGCCAAAGAAAAUCUUAAAAACAACAACAACAAAAAACAUACAGUUUGUUCCAAUUUUCUCACCCGAAUCUUUGAAAACCAGAGAAAAGCUGCAUAAAUCUAAAGCACAUUUUAAAAGUCUUUCAUUAUUUCUUCAUCAUUUGAAGAAAUAAUGAUGGAGACCACGUUGAAAGAUGACAGAAAAAAGUCUGGCUCUUUAUUGCUGACAAAUCAUUAGCAAAAUGAUGAACAGUUUUAUACUUUUACACAUUGUGUUUUUACUUUGGCCACAGCUUUGGCUAAAAGAAAUAUCUAAGAUGCAUUCAAGCAUUAAGAGCACGUUACACAAUCUCUUUAAAAAAAGACUAAAUUCUCACAUAUUGAAUUAAAGCGCAUGGCUGGUACGUGCCCACAAAACUAUGCCUUUAGGCUUCCUUUCAUUUAGUCAUAGAUUGCCUGGUUAAGUCUGAUGUUGUGUUGAUUUAUUAUUUUUUUAGCUACAGAGAGACAAAAGCCCCAGCUGGUUUGUGGUGUUGUUUUGGAUCUGCAGCAGGAAGGUGUAGGGUUUAUGUGUGUUUGUCACUCAACAAAUGCUCACAGUGCAGCAGCAGGGGCGUCUGAAAAGCUGCUUGAGGUGGAAAGUAUUCACGUUUCUAUCCAAAAUUAGGUUCACUUUGUUUUAUUGCUAUGCGCGUUUGAAUGGUGAUACGUUGCUUCAGCUUCAGCAGAUGUGCACUUUAUUCAUUGUCCCUGGGGCAAAAGAAAAAAGAAAAACUUUGCAGAAACAGCUUUUGCUGCCAUCGAAGCUGCCAGUCUUUCUCCAUCAGCUUGGCACAUCUAAAGAUUGGAGAUUUCUGACCAUUGCUCUUUGCAAAAUAGCUCAAGCUCUUAUUGCAUGGCUAAUUGUAUCUACAGAUUCUCCCACCUGAGAUUUGAAAAUCUGAGCCUCCUCCAGAGUUAUCUCUCUUGGCUACUGGUCUUGGUGGAUUUGAAGUUGCGUCACGAUGUUUUCAUUCUGUGAGAUGUUGAAAGCUCGGGAUACUGUUUUCUAACCUAACCCCGCUUUAGACAUCUCUGCGACUUCCUCCAUGACUUGCCUUGCCGUGUUCCUUGGUCUUCAUCGUGCCGUUUGUUCACUAAUGCUCUGGCUAAACCUCUGAGGCCUUUGUAGAACAGCUGGAUUUGGUUAAAUGACACACAAAUAUUUCUGCUGUUAGAUGCACUGUUUUUUUUUUCAAGGCUAUCCACACCACACAUUGCAGAUAUUGACUUGUUAAAGUUAAAGCACUACUUUUUGUUGUUCUGUCACUUAAAUCCCAACAGCAUGCACUGAGGUCUGUAGACAAACACGACAAAAUGUGAAAAGGUUCUUGCUGCAUUUUGCAAGGCAGGAAAAAACUACAGAAUUGCUGGACUAAUAUCAAAGAAGACAGGAAUGCCUUCACGAGUUACUGUAUGGGAGAGACCUUGAAGUAGGAGUUUAGUGAUGUAACUAACUAAUGAAAAAUGCAAACUUUUUGUUUUGUUUUCAUGCUUCAUCUUAAUAUUUUUCUCCUGCAUGAUAUUGCCUUUUGGCUCUACAAAGUUCAGGUUUGCUCUAUUGUUUACAACAGGGCCAAUAUAUGCUUUAAAUAUUUUUAUAUUAGUUCUUUUUAUAUUUGUUGAAUAUAUUUAGAUUAUUUUACCAAUGCUGGUUUAUUUAAUGUAAUUGUUUUGUUCUUGUUUUUAUGUGCUCAUAUUUUGACAGUGUUUCCUAUGUUUACAUGUUGCUCUCAGAAUAAUACGUUGAGCUGUGUAUCUGUGCAAUAAUGUACAUUCUCCUUUGACCUGCAGACAUAAAAAAAAAAAAAACUGGGCAAACAUUUUCAUGCUUCCCACGUUUUGCCAUGACU